Messenger RNA from Staurois parvus, 339 nucleotides. The record is from the annotation of a GenBank genome assembly. NCBI's taxonomy places the organism in Eukaryota, Metazoa, Chordata, Amphibia, Anura, Ranidae.
CCCUCAUGGUCAUGUGAUCCAGCUGUGUCAAUCACAGCUGAUCACAUGGCACUGAUGAUCAAUGUGACCUGAUGAUCAGUGUAGCCCCAGCAGUGCCACCUGUCAGUGUCCAUCAAUGCCAGCUGUCAGUGCUCAUUAGUGCCAUCUGCCAGUGCCCAUCAGUGCCCUCAACCAGUGCACAUCAAUGCCACAUAUCAGUACCCAUCUGAGCUGCCUUUCAGUGUCACCUAUCAGUGCCAGUUAGUGCCACCUAUCAAUGCCAGUCAGUGCCACCUAUCAGUGCUGCCAAUCAGUGCCAGUCAGUGUCACCUAUCAGUGCCAGUCAGUGUCGCCUAUCAG